This is a messenger RNA of Carassius gibelio (silver crucian carp), 3425 nucleotides long. Its product is annotated as protransforming growth factor alpha. Gene Ontology annotation, biological process: positive regulation of cell population proliferation; positive regulation of mitotic nuclear division; epidermal growth factor receptor signaling pathway. Lineage: Eukaryota; Metazoa; Chordata; Actinopteri; Cypriniformes; Cyprinidae. The coding region runs from base 410 to 976 and encodes 188 amino acids. The record is from RefSeq and is a predicted model, not a curated record. The transcript has 6 exons.
GCACACGAGUGCACGCGCGCACACGCACACACGCACACGCACGCACAACAGAAGGAUGUCAAAGGAGUGGAGAAGGUUCUGAGCUAUGACUGAUUAUUAGUGAUGUGGUUUUGUAGUUAACAAUGUUUUACCUCUUAUCUGUAUCAUAAUAGUUAAUUAGAAAAAAAUACAGUUAGGGCUUUAUAUGACGUCAGUGGUAAGACGGCGGUGCUCAAGUUAGACGUCAAGUUUAAAAUACCUGAAUCGACGCAUGGCGUCUUUUGUCGAGAAAGAUUCAUGAAACUGUGAAGAAAGAAUCACACAGUUUUACUCUGGAAUUCAGAUUUCCUUAAAGUUGGCUAGAGUAAACGUUUUAAUAUAAGAAACGACGCUGCGAAUCCUUACCACCAAGCCACCUAAACGCCUUAUAAUGAUGUAUCGUGCUUUUUGGGAUACAAUAUUCCUUCUCACCGGAUCCCUUUUUACAUAUGGGCAGGUGCAAGAGAAUUCUACCUCAACAACAACCAUUGCAACCACCACAACAACAACUACCACCACGACCACCACCACCACCAGCAGCACGACCACAACCACUACUACUUCACGUGUCAAAAAAUUUAUAGCAGCCGCUGUCCACUCUCACUUCGAUGACUGCCCUGACUCCCAUAACCACUUCUGUUUUCAUGGCACAUGUCGCUUUCUCAUACUGGAGGAAACACCUGCAUGCAUAUGUCAUCCUGGCUUUGUGGGGAUGCGAUGUGAACAUGCAGACCUCUUGGCAGUGGUGGCAUCUAACCACAGGCAACAGACUGUGGCCACCAUGCUGGUGUUGUGUGUGGUGGGCAGUGUUCUACUCAUGCUGCUGUGCACUCUACUAAAUUGUUGGUGGAGACGGGGUGGUUGUGGGCGAGGUAACACCAUUUCGUGUUGGUCAGAGAAGCCUAGGAGUAUUCUGACGGGUGGGACAUCCUGCUGUCACUCAGAAACAGUGGUUUGACAUGAGUUUUCUGGAGCUCAUGCAGGUGCUCUCUUAAAAAUGAGACUAAAAAAUAUUUCAUCUUACUCCUUGACUUCACUAUGACUGCGUUUCUCAAACUACAGAGAGCUGAGAGACAACUGAGAGCAUUUCGAUGUGGACAGUGGGAGAACCCAAACAUGGAACUUUACAUUCAGACUGACUGAGUCAUUCCUAAAAGGAUAUGGAUUCUGGAACAACAACAGCAAUGACAAGAGUUCAAGAUGGAACUCAAAAACUGAGAAACUCUGAAAGAAGAACUCAGAACAAACUACAUGGAACUUAGCUACAGCAUCCAGUGAUGUAGACACAUGGCCAUUUGGAAUAAGGUACGGAUCUAUGGCCCAAAAAAAAAAAAACUUUGAGAGAGGUUAUAGAAAAAUCAUUCUUGCUAACAGAGCUUAUCUUAAAGCUAUAAUUACCUUUAUAGAUGUAUAAGACAACAUUCUCCCAGUUUUUGUCUUUUAAAAUACUGUUAUCAUUAAAAAAAACACUAAUAAUAUGCUAUUAAUGAAAUGUGAAACUCACUAAAAAGUACUUUAAGAUAUACUUUUUAACAAGGAUAUAAUAUCACAUUAUUUUCUGAAUCACAUUAUGGAUAAAGAAUGGGAGAUUACUUAACAUUAACUAGUAGCAUGUAAUAUUAAAACUACAACAGACUCUUUUGCCAAUUUAUUUGAGCUUGAUCUCCUUAUAAUGUUGAUUAAAAAUUGUAAACAACUUUUCAUAGAUUAACCGCAAACAUGAGACACUAUAGCCGGCUCUGAAGGACAAAUAAUUUAUUUUACAUUUAUAAUUACAUUUUAAAAAAAAUAAAAAUAUUGGAAAUGUAUGAUAAAACCAUUCACAAAAAUGACAUGUAACUUGAAGUUAUGCAUAGAUUCACAAAUCCCACAAAAAAAUUGUCUUCAUGCACAGAAUUUGCUUGUUCGCUAUCAAAGAUUUGUCAGGAUCAGUAGGGUAAAUGGUUUAGAAUGGGAGCCUCAGUAUGUUCACUAUUUUUAGCCGUGUUAUGACGUCACAUAACAUCUGCAUGUUCACAUAUGGAAUAAUUGGAUGCAUGUCUUAUCACAUAAUUACACACAUUUCAUUGUGCUCUUCUUGUGCAAUGUACAAUUUCAAACACGCUGUGAAUACAGUCACCUUUAAAUCUGCACCUAUAUUUUAUAUGAUGGAUGUUGGUGAUGGCUAUAGUGCAUCUUUAUUCCCGCACUUAAAGAAUAACACUUCACUGUAUCUUAAUUGCCUAAUUCACUAUUAUCAUGUUUAUUGGGGCACACAUAUGCAUACAGAGGCUCAAACCAUUAUUGAUAUUACUCAGUUUGAUGCAUGCUGUCCUUACCAACUUAUGCUUGUAAAGAUAGAUGGAAACUUUUACACUGAAAUAUUUUAAUCCAUAUGUUCGUUGUUUUCUCAUUAUCUUAUUCUGUCCUCAAGCUUUUGCCAAUCUCAUGUUAUAAAACGAAUGUUGAGUGACCGUUAAGGUCAGAAGGCUUAUGUAUAAAGUAUGCCAUUGUAGGUUUUAUUCAAUCUAAACCCUUCUCAGAAGCUGGCAAAUGACUGAUCUAGCACAAAGAAAGAUAGAAAAAAAGGCUUAUUUUUGGCCAUGUUACUGAAAUCUGAUCACUGCGUGAAGCCUCAUGAAAUAUUUGAUAUAAUGAUCCCAAAAGUCAUCCAAGUAAAAAAUUUAACGCUUACGCUGUCAGCACGGACAACAUUUGUGAAUGAUUUUGAUCAGCCUGAAAAAAGAGAUUCAGGAUGAUUUAUCUAUGUUUAUCUAUUGAUCUACGUGACUGAUCCUGAUAUUUCACUUUAAUUGUAAACAUAAGGACUGAAUAUAAAAUUCACAAAUAGAAGUUGAAAAAAAAAUGUGGGUGAGUGUUAAACCUACGAUAUUCCAAAUGUAAUGUUUUUUUGUUGAGGAGUUUGUUAAAAUUGUAAAGCAAGCAUUGGGAAUUUCGGAUUGAACAGUUUUGUAACAUGCAGUCAUUGCAUAAUUUCCAUAUGUGGAAUUACAGUCAUCCAUGAUGAUUAUGAUGAUGUCAAACCUAAAGACUAACGGAUGAAUUGGUCUUAGCACUAGAGAUGAUGCUCAGUGUUGCAUCUCUUGCUUUGUUCCAACUGAAUCCUGUUUCAACCCGAUUAGUAGCUUAUUGACUGACGUUUGUGUAUGGUAUAAUGUAAACACCAUCUGUCGUUCUAUUGAAAAUACUGUCUUUUUCCUUGUUGGGGGAAAAAAAUUGUGGGGAAUAUUGUUUUGGUUGGACUGUAUGUGAAGAAUGAGGUGUUUUCUCUGAUCAUCAGUCAGGCAUGAAGGUAAGAGUUAAAUGAUUCCAAUAGGACUGUCACAUGCUUCACUGUAUGAUAUUUUGUUGAGUGUUUUGACCUCUAAGUUUGCAUAUUUUUCCAAAUAUCACAAAGUGCAGCAAAA